GGGCGAGCAGGUUUCUCUCUCCCUUUUGCUGCCCCACAGGCUAGGGGGGGGCUGAAGGGGGCUGAGCUGUCCCCCGAGCGCUGCCUGCAGGAGGCCGGUGGGCUCUUGGCCCGGCUCAGCCCCUCGGCUGUGGGCAGGACGUGGGCUCUUCCUCCCGCACAGGACGGGGGGGUUUUGAGGCGUUUUGUUUUAGUGGCUGAUAAAGAAACAGCCAGAGGCUCCCGGUGCCGCAGGCCCCUGCACUGUUUGCCCGCUCUCUCUGCUCUCCCCCUGCCCCAUUCCUCUCCCCUGUUUUUCAGGUAUUACCUCUUUGCCCUCGUCGUGAACCUGAGCCGGGACGCCUACGAGAUCCGGAUCCUGAUGGAGCGGGAGGCGAGCGGGAAGCGAGCGAAAGGCUCCGACAGCGGCCGCCAGCUCCGGGCUGACACCGGCCUCCAGCAGCUGGGGCUGAGGCUGCAGAUCCAGCUCCGCCUCCUGCUCCGCGUCCUGCGGAACAACCCUCCUCUGCUGCUGGACCUGGUGAAAAACGCCUGCGACCUUUUUAUCCCCCUGGACAAGCUGGGGCUGUAUAAAACCAACCCGGGCUUUGUGGGGCUGUGCGGCCUGACUUCCUCCAUCCUCUCCAUCCUCACCAUCCUUCAUCCCUGGCUCAAACUGAAGCCUUAGUUGUGCUCAGAGCCUGUCUCCGGGCUCAAAGCCAGCCUAGGCAGAUAUCUGGGCACCCCGUGGGUUUACUCCUGGGGUUGGGACACGACUCAAGCUGACUCUGUAGGUCCCGUUGCCGCUUUAAUAAAACGGGCUGCGGAGAUGGGAGGGAGUUUGCGGCGUCGGAGCCCGCAGGGACCUGCUGCAGCUGCCUCCGCUCCCCGCGUCGCCGCCGAGGAGGGCGAUACUCAACACACCUAAAUUUGGUUCUUUUUUCCCCAGCGCCUGUAGGGCCCGUCGGGCUGUUUUAGGGCUUUAACAUUUCCCCUCCCUCUUUAGGGGGGUGUGUUAAUACGGAGCCAGCCAAGAUUUGAGGCUGGAGGAGGCUGCCUGGGUCACCGGGUGCAUCGCUCAGACUCGGCGGGGGGGUCUUAAACCACGGGGUGCGGGUGCGUCUAGUGCUGGCUGGGCUCAUCCAACGCCCGUUUUGACACUUUAUCUUCCUUUUAAAGAAGUCUUUUAAGUGCAGAGAGGGUGAGUUGAAAGGACUCGGGCUGCACACGAGCCGGACCCGGCUGGGCGUUCGGAAUUGAACUCGGGGUAAGUCCGUGGGGUCCCGGGCGGCGCCGCUCCGCCGGCGGUUUGAGGUGAGGUUAUUUCCUUGGCCUGCACCUUCCCCGCGAUGCCACCUCACUAAAUUUGCCCGUUUUCUUGGUUUCUGUGACACCAGGUAACGCUGCUAAUGCCGGGCAGUGAGCUUGGCCCGGCUCUAGAAGAGUUUUACUUAACCACAGACUGAAGGACGAGCUCAGAGCUUGGGGGAUUAUUUUUAAUUAUUUUUUUUUUUUUUUACCCGGGGGUUGCGACAUCCCUCGGUCCAUCCCCGGGAGGGUGACAUGGAGGGAGGGACCCCACGUGCUUGUCAAACCCCCCCCCCCGGUGUGGUUUUGGGGUUUUUUUUUGAGCUUUGUGCACAAACAGCUGGGCCUGAACCCCCUUCCUGGUGGCAA
Molecule: messenger RNA, 1655 nt
Organism: Athene cunicularia (burrowing owl)
Lineage: Eukaryota; Metazoa; Chordata; Aves; Strigiformes; Strigidae
Product: peroxisomal membrane protein 11B-like
Exons: 1
Biological process (GO): regulation of peroxisome size; peroxisome fission
Cellular component (GO): peroxisomal membrane
Source: RefSeq, a predicted model, not a curated record